Messenger RNA from Phyllostomus hastatus (greater spear-nosed bat), 2809 nucleotides. It is a transcript of the gene ETFBKMT, whose product is annotated as electron transfer flavoprotein subunit beta lysine methyltransferase. Gene Ontology annotation, biological process: peptidyl-lysine trimethylation. Gene Ontology annotation, cellular component: mitochondrial matrix. The coding region runs from base 939 to 1739 and encodes 266 amino acids. Gene Ontology annotation, molecular function: protein-lysine N-methyltransferase activity. The transcript is spliced from 5 exons. The record is from RefSeq and is a predicted model, not a curated record. Lineage: Eukaryota; Metazoa; Chordata; Mammalia; Chiroptera; Phyllostomidae.
AGAUGGUGAAUUAAUUUUGGAAUAUGUUGAAUUGAGGGACCAGUGGGAUAUCUGAGUCUGGUUGGAAGGUGGACAUCUGGGUCCAGAACUUGACUGAUUUAAAUUGCAAGAAGGUUUAUAUUGUACAUUUAUUAGCAUUAAUUAUAAAAGGGAGGCUUACAUUAUUAUUUAGUUGCAGUUCAAUGUAAGUAUCAUAAAGAGUGAACACUCUAUGUUACAAAGCACUCUAUGCCCAGUGCGUAGAAGUGUGAUUGGCCCCAAGUGUUAUAAAUGGUUUAAUAAUGAAUAUUUUAGAAAUCAGAACGUGACAUCUCUUUACAAAGCGAGGUCAGGGCGCCCUCUGGUUUCGCCCCUCCCUGCCCCUUUAAGAAAGCGCUGGAAAGGCUGGAGAAAGCGCUGCUGGGAAGGAGGGCGGAGCCUGCCUGCUGUCCGUCUGCUGCACGUUCUGCUCUGCACCAGCCUCCUGCUAGUGGAGCCGGACCCACGCACAGUUGUAAAAAAAAAAAAAAAAAUGCAUGAAAAGACGCGUAAGAGCAAGUGACAGACACGCCCUGUGCUUUAGCUUCCCAGGGCGGUGUUAGCAAAGCCAGGGAAAAGCCUGAAUCUUGUUUACAUAGAUGUUUUAUGCCAUGACAAUCAUUAUUGAAGCGGAGUGUGGCCGGUCAGUGUAAUCCAUAUACCUCUGCUUACACAGAAUUAUGGUUUGUUAGCCUCCACAACUCGUGACUCGAUUCACAAAGGCAAAAACUGUUUGCCUGUUAAUCGCGUUAUCCCAGCACUAGAAUCUAAGCUUCUCAGACUUUUGUUCACAGUUGCCAAGCACCAUGCCUCCUUAAAGAGAUUUAGAGAUUCCAGUCGACAUCACGUACUUGGCCUGUAAGGAGUAGAGCAGCUCUUAUCAACAGCAGUGACAGAACCUGUGUUCUGGAAGAGGACUGAUGGCUUUGAGCCCAGGUUGGAGAGCAUUUGCACUGCUUCCAGGGACCCACUGUGGUGUCUUUCGGAAGGCCCCAAGAAGCAGUGGUCUUUCCUCAUUUCCUUGGGGCCACUGCCCCUGGAGAGGCACGGGAAGCUCUUUGGACCCUGAGAUGAAAGCGUUCCUGGAGGAGAACACUGAAGUCACCAGCAGUGGCAGUCUCACUCCCGAAAUCCGGUUGCGGCUUUUGACCCCCAGAUGCAAGUUCUGGUGGGAAAGAGCUGACCUGUGGCCCCACAGCGAUCCCUACUGGGCAAUCUACUGGCCAGGAGGCCAAGCCCUAUCUAGGUAUCUUUUGGAUAAUCCCAAUGUUGUCAGAGGAAAAUCUGUGUUAGAUCUUGGGAGUGGAUGUGGAGCUACAGCUAUCGCUGCCAAGAUGAGUGGGGCAUGCAGGAUCCUGGCCAACGACAUAGACCCUAUUGCAGGAGUGGCUAUCACACUAAAUUGUGAAUUGAACCAACUGAAUCCUUUCCCCAUUUUAACCAAAAAUGUUUUGGAUUUGGAACAAGAUAAGUGGGACCUUAUUGUGCUUGGAGAUAUGUUUUAUGAUGAAGACCUUGCAGACAGUCUUCAUCGAUGGCUGAAGGACUGCUUUUGGACCCACAGAACUCAAGUACUGAUUGGUGACCCUGGCCGACCCCAGUUCAGAGGACACAGCAUUCAGCAUCAGCUGCACAAGGUGGUGGAAUAUUCCCUUCCAGAAGCUACGAGGCAGGAAAACAAUGGACUGACAACAAGCACAGUGUGGGAAUUCCAGCCCUGAGUUGUCCAACUGCUUCCAAGUACGGAUGUAGUUAUGUUUGGGCUUAACCCUAAAGGACUCUCCAGUUUGAAGAAUGCAGUUCCUAUUAAAUGGCAAAUGUUUCCGAAAUAUGAAGGUUUCAAGUUUUGUCAUGUAACUAGUUCUGCAUUAUGCCAAAUAUAUAAAUCUGUAUCCGGAAUUUUUUUCUAGUUUUACUGCUCUAGGAAUGUAAUUAUAGAAGGCAAUAUGUAACUGGUAGCAACAUGUAAUUUAAGUUGUGGAGAGAAUUUGAUAUUGUAGCAGAGUCUGUUUCUGGAGUUAAGGACAACUAUAUGAUAUGUUAUUUAAUUAAACAAAAUGCAAAAUAUUGAAGAAUAUAGUAUUUAGUACAUAAUAGGGACUAAAUCUGACAACCAUGGAUAAAAAAAGAUGUUAAAAUUUCCUGCCUACUCUGUACUGACAACUUAUGCCUCUUAGAAAUUGGAUAUGCCCCUGCUACAUGUCUCAGAUUUAGAGGAUCCUAUGUAUCAAUAAAAAACACUAUGAUGUAAGCGAGAAACAAUGUGAAGAAGAAUGCGUGUAGUAUUCCACUGUGUAAAAAAGAUGUAUGUAUAUAUUGAGGAAAAGAAUGAAGAUAGGGAAAAUACAAAAUGGAGUCACUUUAACCAAGCUGUUAAAUUAUUAAUAUUAUAAAGUUUGAGGUAUAAGGAAAUGUGUUUUUUUUCCUUGUCUUAACGCCCCUGGGAACUUAAACUUUUGAACUUUCCAGACCCAUGUCAAUGCCCAGACAUUUAUUUACCUUUGAAUAACCAUCUGACUACCCCCUAAAGGACUCGGGAUGUGCCCAGGCCUCCUGGUGCCCAUCCUCCAGACCCCCUGGCAUCCAUCAUUCAGACCUCUGACAUUGGCUGGUAACCACCCGGGACCAAUCCUACGGCUGAGAAUGCAGGGCUGAUGAUUCUCGAAGACAUGGCUUUUACUAUAAGAAUGCUUAACUCUUCUUCUCUGGAAUACUUCUGGGUUUUUGCCUAGCUGUAUUUCCAGUUUGCAGACUCUAAGACCCUUGAAUAAAUCUUUGUCAUUUUUUUCUA